Messenger RNA from Cotesia glomerata, 1059 nucleotides. RefSeq lists its product as uncharacterized. The record is from RefSeq and is a predicted model, not a curated record. NCBI's taxonomy places the organism in Eukaryota, Metazoa, Arthropoda, Insecta, Hymenoptera, Braconidae. The transcript has 5 exons. Bases 104 to 940 code for a protein of 278 amino acids.
CCGUAACACUGACGUAUGUGUCCAGUGUUUCGAGCCAAGAAAGCGACGUUCUAUUUCUAAAGUAUUUCAUUAGAUUGUUUUUUUAAAAAUAAAAUCAAAUAAAAUGAGGUCUUUGCUCCUAAAAAUUUUGCUGCUCAUUGCAGUGGAGAGUACAGUAUCGACGGGAAUAGGAAUACACGCUGAUUGGGAUAUUCAAGGAAAAGUCGGACAUUUAUGCGAAAAUGGAGUAAUGCUAGAUGAAGACUAUCCACCUUGUGAUUGCUUAAAAAAAAUGCCAAUUAUGGGAAAUCUUGCACUAGGGCCUCCAGAUAUUCCUUAUUUUGGAGAUGUUCCUGGGUUUAAUGAUCAACAAUCAGUACCUAAUAUUUCGAGUGAUAAUGAGAUGAUUAUUCCUUCUGGUUCUGUUUUGAUUGACGGAUUAGAGUGCAUAGAAAACGGAAGCAAUGAGACAGUAAAGUUAGAACGGACAAUACUUUACAUGCUUAAUAUUAAAAUCACUGAGCAUCAGUAUAAUUCUGAAAACAGUUAUAUUAAAUUUAAAGAUACGUCUUCUGGGGAAUUUAAAAUGAAUUUCUUGAAAAAUAUCACUCGGAAAAAUUCACUGAAUCUUAUAAGUGGCGAAUUAAAAAUCAACGACGAAUCCGUCCAAACAUUUGGACCAGAAGAUAACCUUUGCAGACCUUUUGAAGAUGGGAUGAUGAAAGACAUUGUAGGACCAAUAUUAAGCCUGAUUAUGUUUGAGCGACAAAGUUGCCCAAUUAAAAAAGGAACUUCUGUGGUAGUCAAAUCCAACAACCCCAUAACUUUGAUAUCAGAUGAUCCUCUGCAAUGUGGCAAUUACGAAAUGAAUGUACAAAUCAAUUCUUUGAUGGAACCGGACGUUUUUUUGGAGCUUACGCUCGAGUGGACAGUGUCUGAAAAUUUACACUGCGGAAAAUAAUUGUUUUAUUAUUUAUGUUUGUUGAUUUUAAUUAGAUACAAAUUUAGUGAUUUUGUUUUAAGGAAAAUCAUUUUAAUGUAAUAAAUUUUGGUGAUUAAUAAAAAAUUGUUCGAUAAGAA